Molecule: messenger RNA, 297 nt
Organism: Ilyonectria robusta
Lineage: Eukaryota; Fungi; Ascomycota; Sordariomycetes; Hypocreales; Nectriaceae
Exons: 2
Coding region: 1-297 (98 amino acids)
Source: RefSeq, a predicted model, not a curated record
AUGUCGCAACCAACCAGGGAUCCGUCCAUGAUCGAGUCGGCUCGCCGACAGGCAUGCCCUCCGUCUUCCACUUCCCCGGAGCAUGGCAAAGAGGUCACAGGCUACAUCGAGAUCAUCACAAAUAAUGGUACCUUCGGAGACAUGUUCUGGUCGAAGAGUGCACCGCCGAAGAAGAAGAUCGACUCUCUGCAUGUGAAUGGUGAUGGUUCAACUACCGGUACCGAGCCUCUUGACCCUAUGGCAGGGAAACCAACUGAAGGCAAGGCACAGUCUGGACGGCCUAGCACAAACAACUAG